Messenger RNA from Adineta ricciae, 1761 nucleotides. Lineage: Eukaryota; Metazoa; Rotifera; Eurotatoria; Adinetida; Adinetidae. The record is from the annotation of a GenBank genome assembly.
AUGCAUUCUUCUGAUCCAACAACUUCGAACUCGUCCCUCGAUAACAAUCCAACUGAUACGACUAAUCACCUUGAACGACUCAAACAACAAUCACAACAUUGUAAUGGAAAUGCCCAUACAAAUCAUUCCACGUCCACGUCCACGUCCACGUCCAUAUCAACCCAAACCCAUUCUAAUCAAGUCAACCUACAACUACUUACAAACAGUCAAAAAGAAAUCCUGAGACUUGUUGGACAACACUUACAAAGUAUUGGACUGAGUAACACAGUCGAAAGUCUUAUAACCGAGAGUGGUUGUGUACUUGAAAAUGAACAAGCAUCCAACUUUCGCGAACUCAUUAUGUUAGGCAAAUGGACAGAAGCACUUGUUGCACUUGAUCAAUUGAAACAGUAUAUCGAAGAACAAGACGGCAUAUUGCAAAUGAAAUAUUUAAUUCUUGAACAGAAAUAUUUUGAAUUAAUUGAAGACAAUCAACCUAUGGAUGCACUGUAUUGUUUGAGAAACGAAAUUCGAUUAUUGAAUAUUCGGAUCGAACGAACCCAUCAAUUAACUGCGUUUCUGAUGUUCAAUUCCAUCAAAGACAUGUGUAAAGCAGCAAGUUGGAGUGGCAAAGGUUUUGCAUCAAGAGAAAGUCUAAUGGAGAAAUUACAAAAAUAUUUUCCACCAAAUAUCAUGUUACCACCAAAACGGCUGGAAUCAUUACUAUCACAAGCGAUCGAAUUUCAACAAGACCGUUGCACAUAUCAUAUUAAACCUGGCAAAUUAUCGAUUGAUGAUGUUUCCUUACUUCAAGAUCAUGCUUGCACUAAGCAUACAUUACCCUGUGUGACAAUUCGAACACUAACUGAACAUACCGAUGAAGUAUGGUUUUGUAAAUUUUCUCCGGAUGGUACCAAACUUGCUACUGGUUCAAAAGAUGGCAAUCUAAUUAUAUACGAUGUUGAUAUGGAAACAUACGAAAUCAAACUACGAAAACAAUUCGAUGGCCAUACGUUUGGCAUUGGUUGUAUAGCUUGGUGUCCAUUUAGCCGAUACAUCAUCGCAUGCGGCACAGAUGAAUGCAAUGAAAUAUUGAUAUGGGAUGUCCAUAGGGAAGAACAGCGAUCACGUAUAAACCAUACGACAGACGAUAGUUUAACAUGCGCUGCUUGGUUACCUUGUGGAACAAGAUUUGUUUGUGGAGGAUCACGUGGACAAUUCUAUUACUGUGAUAUUGAUGGUAAUGUAAUCGAUAGUUGGGAAGGUGUACGUUUACAAUGUUUAAACGUAACUACCGAUGGAAUUAUCCUGGCAGCAGAUGCACAAAAACGUAUUAGUUCUUACAAGUUUGAUAGUCUAACUGAUCAACAAAUUAUCCAUGAAGAUCAUCCAAUAAUGUCCUUUACCAUCAGCAAAGAUGGUCGUCUAGCACUUCUGAACAUUGCGACACAAGGUGUUCAUCUUUGGGAUUUACAUGAUCGUCAAUUAGUUCGUAAAUAUCAAGGUGUAACACAAGGACAUUAUGUUAAUCACGCAACAUUCGGCGGACCCAACGAAGAGUUUAUUGCAAGUGGUAGCGAAGAUUCGAAAGUUUAUCUCUGGCAUCGAAGACAUGAACGUCCAAUCAUGAUCUUUUCUGGACAUUUACGUACUGUUAAUUGUGUUUCCUGGCAUCCUAUUCUCCCCUUACUAUUCGCUUCAGCAUCCGAUGAUGCCACAGUUCGAAUCUGGUCAACGUCUGAUCAUCAAAUAAAAACAGAAUCAUUGAUUAACAGUGAUUGA